AUUAAUUAUGAGUGUCUUCUCUUAGCGCUCUCUCACAUUCUUUUGAAUCGUUUUAUUCCUUCCUUGUCAGCGACUUUCUGCCUUAGAACCUCUCGAAGCUGCGUGGGGAGAAUGCUCUGCAAUGGUCCGUCUCUGGCGCGCUUAGUGAGCUCUUCAUGCGCUCUUUCCCUGCACGCCCUUGUUCUGUUGGAGAUAACUUGUCCCUAACUUAUUGCUCAUUAUCUAGCCUCCUACGAAAUCUAAGAAGAAGCCGGUGCUAUUUGUCUGGACCUGUAGCUCCUGUGGAGCGACUGCAAUACGGGUUCAGGUUAACGCGUGUCCUAGCUGUGGGCAUGCACGCUGCCCGGCGUGCAAGACUGAGAAGGUCUCCAAGUAAUGAUUGCACAGGUUUCGGGAGUCUGGGGAUUGAAUUCAAUUGUUCCAACUUCUGCUCAUCCAAACAGAUGCCGUUGCCCGAUGACAGCCUCGUUCGAUUACGACCGUGCUCUUCAGCGACCAAGGUUUCGAUUCCUGGCUCAAGGAGAGCUUAUCGCGAAUUCCAAAGGAAGCCAGCUCGGCCCGAAGCCAAUGCGUGCUAUCCAACACCCCGAUUUCCACUGCAACAGUCAUUCCCUAAGAUCGCCCAAACCCAGCCGCCAGAGCUGGAGACCGCGACCAAUAUGCCGCUUUGGUAUAAAGACAUCCAAUUCCCGUACUUGACUCCCGUCAGGACGCGAUUUGGGCCGCAAACACUCGUUUUAUGCUUUCAACCACGGCUCUUGUCCGCUCCUAAAGAUCCAUACCUUGGCGCUACACAACACAGCAGGUUCUGUCUGGUCCCUCCUUAAUUUAUCCGUGCUGGCUCUUUCGCCGCCGCCAAACUCAAUAAUAUGAAGGGAGUAGAAAGGAAAUGGGGAUGAUUGGUUUUGAUAUUUUUGGGGCUUUCUUUUUGGGGGGUAUAUUCUUUGCGAUACCGGGAUUCGUUGUCAGGUCGAAUGUGUUGAACACUAGCAAUGUUUUCAGGGCCGACAUACAUCUAUCUGAGUGUUUAUAGAGCUCAGAGCGAGCCAGAUUGAGCAGGCUGGGAAUCACGGAGCUGUGGUCGUUACUUUUGUUGGGCGGCAAUAUCAGGGGUUUCACGAACCUGUCGUCACCUUUGCACUAAGAUACAUUAUAUUUCCCCCCGAUUCGGGCAAGAAACAUAGGAAAGGAGGGAAUAGGUGUGAGGACGUUUGGGUAAUGUUGUCAACUAGUACUAUGUCACGCUUAUCUAUGUGA
This is a messenger RNA of Cladophialophora immunda, 1257 nucleotides long. RefSeq lists its product as uncharacterized. NCBI's taxonomy places the organism in Eukaryota, Fungi, Ascomycota, Eurotiomycetes, Chaetothyriales, Herpotrichiellaceae. The record is from RefSeq and is a predicted model, not a curated record. Bases 156 to 827 code for a protein of 223 amino acids. The transcript has 2 exons.